GUUGUCACCACAUGGGCAGCCGGAAGAAGAGACCAACGUGGUUUGUGGCGAGCUGCGCGACGGUGUUGUUUUCGCUUUACACUCGAUGUCUCGUUUAAUUCUUUAGUCGAAAUGACUGAAUGUAAAGCAGAAGUGGCUCCAGCGCCGGCCAAAGAACUGCUGGCUUUGAACCCCAAACAGGAGUCCGAGUUCAAGAAGAAGGUGCAGGAGGCGAAGAAGAAGAAAUCCAGAACGGGGAACCGUUUGGCACCUGGAGUGAUUUAUGUCGGUCACCUGCCACUCGGGCUGUUUGAACCACAACUCAAAUCUUACUUUGAGCAGUUUGGGAAAGUCCUAAGGCUGCGGCUGUCGAGGAGUAAAAAGACAGGCGGCAGUAAAGGCUACGCUUUUGUCGAGUUUGAUUGCGAUGAAGUUGCCAAAAUUGUUGCAGAGACGAUGAACAAUUACCUUAUGGGAGAGAGACUCAUCAAAUGUCACGUGAUUCCACCAGAGAAGGUGCACGAGAAGCUUUUUGUUGGCUGCCAAAGGGAAUUUAAAAAGCCCUCGUAUCCUGCUGUAGCGCGCUACAACAAGAAACGCACGGCAGAGCAGAUCACCAAGAUGAAAGACAAACUCGUGCGGAAGGAAUGGAAGCUCCGCAAGAGACUCGCAGCUCAGGGCAUCGACUACGACUUCCCUGGAUUUGCUGCCCAGGUGCCUCCGAAGAAGAAGUCGUCUGAUCCCAUGAAUGCGUCGACGUGUAGCGAAGACGCCACACCAGUCUGCACCCCGUCCCUGCUGGAGAGGAGGAAGUCCAUGGUCAUAGACGAUGAUGCAGAUAAUGAAAUUGUCAUUAAGAUGCCAACGGUAGAGAAAGAAGAAGAGGGCUCCUCGGAGGAGGAGGAGGAAGCUGGAGACAAUGAAGAGGAUGAGGAGGAGAGUGAGGAACCUUCUGAGGAGGAGGCCGAGUGAAAGGUCCUCGCUGUUUUAUUGUGGACUUGGUGAUCUGACUGUCAGAGCACAGACGUGUGCAUCGGGAUCACGUUUAGUCUUUGAUUUGCUUUGAGAGCCACAGGACAAGUUUGAACUGAGUUCAGAAAUCACGGUGUUUCUGUCAGCCAUUUGUCUUUCUGUAUUUCAAAAACAAGUAUAAUGGGCAGUUGUGAGUACCGUGCACGGUGCUUUUGACAUGGUCACAGUAAGCUGGAUUUAUGGGCAACAGCUGUGCUUGAACUUCUUUGACCCGACGGCAAAAUGUCUGUCUCAGAGCAGGCUGUUUCCUGUGCCGUAAGGCCUGUAGUGUUGAUCCCAAACAGACCGAGACAUUUGUUUUAUAGCUACGCUUGUCUAAAUACGUGGUUGUAUUUGUAUUAUGUAAACUAUGAUCUAUAAAAAUAAAUGAUGUGAGAAUGA
Molecule: messenger RNA, 1392 nt
Organism: Scatophagus argus
Lineage: Eukaryota; Metazoa; Chordata; Actinopteri; Scatophagidae
Gene: nifk
Product: nucleolar protein interacting with the FHA domain of MKI67
Exons: 6
Coding region: 112-951 (279 amino acids)
Biological process (GO): maturation of LSU-rRNA from tricistronic rRNA transcript (SSU-rRNA, 5.8S rRNA, LSU-rRNA)
Cellular component (GO): nucleolus
Molecular function (GO): RNA binding
Source: RefSeq, a predicted model, not a curated record